AUGUUCAAUCUCUCUCUCUCUCUCUCUCUCUCUCUCUCUCUCUCUCUCUCUCUCUCUCUCUCUCUUAAUGCUAUAUAUACUCUAUCUGAAGUUUUUACACUAUCUAUCUAUCUAUCUAUCUAUCUAUCUAUCUAUCUAUCUAUCUAUCGAAUUUGCUUAGAACUUUUUGAACAACCUUCGUAUCUAUCUAUCUAUCUAUCUAUCUAUCUAUCUAUCUAUCUAUCUAUUUCAGCCUGUUCCUUAUCUAUCUAUCUAUCUAUCUAUCUAUACAUAUCUAUCUAUUUUAUGCUGUUCAUAUCUAUCUCAUUCUGGUUCUAUCUAUCUAUCUAUCUAUCUAUCUAUCUAUUUAGCUAUCUAUCUAGCUAUCUCAGUCUGCUCAUAUCUAUCUAUCUAUCUAUCUAUCUAUCUAUCUCCGACUUUUCAUAUAUGACUUGCCACUAUGUAUCUAUAUAUGUAUCUCGUUCUUUUCCUAUCUAUCUAUCUAUGUAUCUAUCUAUCAUCAUCUAUUUUCAUCUAUUUUUUAUAGACUCCCUCUUUUUUUUUACCGUAUAUUUCAAUUUUUCUGUCCGCCCCCCAACCUUAAGCGGACAUCCGUGUCCAUUUUUCACUUUCUUUUUUCACUUUUUCUCUCUUAUUUUAAGCAUCCCAAAUCUCUGUCGCUGCGUAUAUGUGUACAUGUUUACUAAUAUCUGUCUCUCUCUCUCUCCCCUCUCCUUCUUUUUUUUUUUUCACCGUAUAUUUCAAUUUUUCUGCCCCCCUCCAACCUUAAGCGGACAUCCGUGUCCAUUUUUCACUUUCUUUUUUCACUUUUUCUCUCUUACUUUAAGCAUCCCAAAUCUCUGUCGCUGCAAAUACAUUCAUCCAAUCAAAAUAUAUCCAACUACUUCUCCCUCUCUCUCUCACUCUCUCUCACUCUCUCUCUUUCUUUUUCUUUCUCUUCCUUUCUUUUUCUCUCUUCUCUUUUUCUUUCUCUUUUUCUUUAUCUCUUUCUCUCUCUCUUUCUUUCUUUCUUUAUUUAUCUCUCAUCAUAAAGCAAGGCGCACCUGGUCUUCACAUGUAGAAUUUAUCUCGCUCAUAUCUAUCUAUCUAUCUAUCUAUCUAUCUAAUUCUGUUCAUAUCUAUCUAUCUAUCUAUCUAUCUAUCUAUCUAUCUAUCUAUCUAUCUGAGUCUGUUCAUUAUCUAUCUGACUCUGUUCAUAUCUAUCUAUCUAUCUAUCUAUCUAUCUAUCUAUCUAUCUAUCUAUCUAUCUAUCUGAGUCUGUUCAUAUCUAUCUAUCUAUCUAUCUAUCUAUCUGACUGA
Molecule: messenger RNA, 1299 nt
Organism: Acanthosepion pharaonis
Lineage: Eukaryota; Metazoa; Mollusca; Cephalopoda; Sepiida; Sepiidae
Source: the annotation of a GenBank genome assembly